UCCAUUUCUGCCAAAAUGUGUGACGACGAUGUUGCUGCGAUGGUUAUCGACAACGGCUCCGGCAUGUGCAAGGCCGGGUUCGCCGGUGACGACGCCCCCAGAGCUGUCUUCCCCUCUAUCGUUGGCCACCCAACACAUCGGGGUGUGAUGGUCGGUAUGGGACGGGACAGCUACGUCGGUGACCAGGCUCAGUCAAUGAGACAUAAUCUCACCCUCAAGUACCCAAUCAAGCAUGGUAUCGUCACCAACUGGGACGACAUGGAGAAGAUCUGGCAUCACACCUACAACGAGCUCCGUGUGGCCCCAGAGGAGCACCCCGUCCUUCUGACUGAGGCUCCACUCAACCCCAAGGCCAACCGUGAAAAGAUGACCAAGAUCAUGUUCGAGACCUUCAACUCUCCAGCUAUGUAUGUGGCCAUCCAGGCUGUUCUGUCUCUUCACGCAUCUGGUCGUGUCACGGGUAUUGUUCUUGACUCUGGUGAUGGUGUCACCCACACUGUCCCCAUUGACGUGGGUUACGCCCUUCCGCACGCCAUAACGAGUCUGGAUCUUGCUGGUUGUGGCCUCACAGACUACCUCAUUAGGAUCCUGACUGAACGUGGUUACUCCUUCACCACCAUUGCCGAACGAGAAAUCGUCAGGGACAUCAAGGAGAAGUUAGCUUACAUUGCUUUAGACUUUGAACAGGAAAUGCAGACUGUUGCCUCUUCCUCUUCAUUGGAGAAGAUCUACGAGCUUCCCGACGGUCAGGUCAUCACCAUUGGCAACGAGAGGUUCCGUUGUCCAGAGGCCCUCUUCCAGCCAUCCUUCUUGGGUAUGGAAUCUGCUGGUAUCCAUGAAACAACAUACAACUCCAUCAUGAAGUGUGAUGUUGAUAUUCAUAAAGACUUGUAUGCCAACAUUGUUCUCUCAGGAGGUACCACCAUGUUCCCCGGUAUCGCCGACAGAAUGCAGAAGGAGAUCACAGCCCUUGUUCCAGCAUCAAUGAAGAUCAAGAUCAUCGCGCCUCCAGAGAGGAAAUACUCCGUCUGGAUCGGUGGCUCCAUCCUUGCCUCUCUGUCCACCUUCCAGCAGAUGUGGAUCAGCAAGCAGGAGUACGAUGAGUCCGGCCUAUCCAUUGUUCACAGGAAGUGUUAUUAGGGUCUGAAGUUGGACACGAUAGUGACAUUUUAGCGAAUACUUUUCAUCAUUGAUAAGGCCACUAUUAAACAUUGUUCUUCUGAUUGUUGUCCAAAUCUGAAGAUACGGAGUGCAACUGUUUUGUUAUUGAAAUAACUAAGUAAAUUGCAUCAGGAGCCUUUGUGUAUUUA
Messenger RNA from Haliotis rufescens (red abalone), 1310 nucleotides. Its product is annotated as actin-2-like. Bases 16 to 1140 code for a protein of 374 amino acids. The record is from RefSeq and is a predicted model, not a curated record. The transcript has 2 exons. NCBI's taxonomy places the organism in Eukaryota, Metazoa, Mollusca, Gastropoda, Lepetellida, Haliotidae.